UCCACAGAUCUCAGUUUAUUCAUUUUUCUUCUGAAUACAAAUAAUUAAUAUCCCCCCCCUCUCUCUCUCUCUCUCUCUCUCUCUCUCCAUCCUUCCGUGGCUACUUCACUGCUUCCCCCUUCUGUAGAUCCAGAACCCUUCACUUAAUCAUCAAUUGCUCGCACCCAAUCACGCUUUCUCUUCUUCUUCUUCUUCUUCUCGUUUCAAUUUUGAUACCGAACAAUUGAUAUAAGAAUGGGCGUGGCGCAAAACAAUUUCGACAUGGAGGAGGGAACGCUAGAGAUCGGCAUGGAGUAUAGAACUGUAUCUGGAGUUGCUGGACCUCUUGUUAUACUCGAGAAGGUUAAGGGACCAAAAUACCAAGAGAUUGUUAAUAUUCGUUUAGGGGAUGGAACAACCCGCCGUGGUCAAGUCCUUGAAGUUGAUGGGGAGAAGGCAGUCGUUCAGGUUUUUGAAGGAACAUCUGGGAUUGACAACAAAUACACAACUGUGCAAUUUACAGGAGAGGUUCUGAAAACUCCUGUCUCAAUGGAUAUGCUUGGACGCAUUUUUAAUGGUUCUGGAAAGCCUAUUGAUAAUGGUCCUCCAAUUUUGCCCGAGGCUUACUUGGACAUUUCUGGGAGUUCUAUUAACCCUAGUGAGAGAACCUAUCCAGAAGAGAUGAUACAGACUGGAAUUUCAACAAUUGAUGUCAUGAAUUCCAUUGCUAGAGGACAGAAGAUACCUCUUUUUUCUGCAGCUGGUCUUCCCCAUAAUGAAAUAGCUGCACAAAUAUGUCGCCAAGCAGGUUUGGUGAAGCGAUUGGAAAAGUCUGACAAUCUUCUGGGGGAUGUAGAAGAGGACAAUUUUGCCAUUGUAUUUGCAGCUAUGGGUGUAAACAUGGAAACUGCACAGUUUUUCAAACGUGAUUUUGAGGAGAAUGGGUCAAUGGAGAGAGUGACACUUUUUCUGAACCUGGCAAAUGACCCCACAAUUGAACGUAUUAUCACACCUCGAAUUGCUCUUACCACUGCAGAAUAUUUGGCAUAUGAGUGUGGAAAACAUGUUCUUGUCAUUCUUACAGAUAUGAGUUCUUAUGCUGAUGCUCUUCGUGAGGUGUCUGCUGCUCGAGAGGAAGUACCUGGAAGGCGUGGAUAUCCUGGGUAUAUGUAUACUGAUUUGGCAACCAUAUAUGAGCGGGCUGGAAGGAUUGAGGGGCGGAAAGGCUCCAUCACACAGAUUCCAAUUUUAACUAUGCCAAAUGAUGAUAUUACACAUCCGACGCCAGACCUUACAGGAUAUAUUACAGAGGGCCAGAUAUACAUUGAUAGGCAGCUUUACAAUAGACAGAUAUAUCCUCCAAUCAAUGUCCUCCCAUCUCUGUCUCGUCUGAUGAAGAGUGCCAUUGGUGAGGGGAUGACUCGCAGGGACCAUGCUGAUGUGUCCAACCAGCUAUAUGCAAAUUAUGCAAUUGGGAAGGAUGUCCAGGCAAUGAAAGCUGUGGUAGGAGAGGAAGCUCUCUCUUCUGAGGACCUGCUGUAUUUGGAGUUCUUGGACAAAUUUGAGAGAAAAUUUGUUUCACAAGGAGCUUAUGACACUCGCAACAUCUUCCAGUCACUUGAUUUAGCUUGGACCUUGCUUCGAAUCUUCCCUCGCGAACUACUACACCGUAUACCUGCAAAGACUCUUGACCUGUUCUACAGCAGGGAUUCAUCUCAUUGAGAAAAUGAAGAUUGCUUGAAUUGUUUUGGUGGUUCUAUUCUCUAUUCCUAGUUUUCUCUCAUUCAUGCAGAAAAUAAUAAAAGAAGCUGUUUCCAUUUGGGAUAAAUUAUAUAUUCUUCCAGUGAGGAGUGAAUUGAGCUUGUAAUUUAUUUAUUAGUUGGUACACUUUUUUGAGAGUUUUACUCAAGUGGAAUUGGGCGCAAUGUUUUGUAAGUUUCAAACCUAUGUAUUUUUGUUUCAAGUAAUUUAUUCUCUCUAUUUUUAGUACA
Messenger RNA from Manihot esculenta (cassava), 1970 nucleotides. Its product is annotated as V-type proton ATPase subunit B2. Gene Ontology annotation, molecular function: proton-transporting ATPase activity, rotational mechanism; ATP binding. Gene Ontology annotation, biological process: ATP metabolic process; proton transmembrane transport. The transcript is spliced from 15 exons. NCBI's taxonomy places the organism in Eukaryota, Viridiplantae, Streptophyta, Magnoliopsida, Malpighiales, Euphorbiaceae. Gene Ontology annotation, cellular component: proton-transporting V-type ATPase, V1 domain. The coding region runs from base 235 to 1701 and encodes 488 amino acids. The record is from RefSeq and is a predicted model, not a curated record.